UCACGGUCCCUGGCUGGGUUCUGGCGGCCUGGAGACUGAGGAAGAGGCUUUCAAGGCCUUCCGCGAUGCCUCCUCAGCGGCGGGUCAGUCAGCUCCUGGAACUAUGCCUUUGGUGCUUCAUGGAGAAUAUUUCCAGAUACAUCACAGACAUCAAGCCGUUGCCUCCCAACAUAAAAGACAGACUGAUUAAGAUAAUGAGCACACAAGGGCGAAUAACAGAUUCAAAUAUAAGUGAGAUUUUACAUCCUGAAGUUCAAAUUCUAGAUCUACGGAGCUGUGAUAUCUCAGACACUGCUCUCCAGCACGUGUGUAACUGCAGAAAGCUGAAGGCAUUAAAUUUAAAUUCCUCACAAGAAGACAGAGUUUCCAUAACUUCAGAAGGAAUAAAAGCUGUGGCUUCAUCUUGUUCAUAUCUGCAUGAAGUUUCCUUGAAAAGAUGCUGCAGUCUCACUGAUGAAGGAGUCCUUGCUCUUGCACUCAAUUGCCGGCUGCUGAAGAUCAUUGAUCUUGGUGGCUGCUUGAGUAUUACUGAUGUGUCCUUACAUGCAUUAGGGAAAAACUGCCCUUUUUUGCAGUGUGUCGACUUUUCUGCUAGUCAGGUAUCUGACAAUGGUGUGGUUGCACUUGUUAGUGGACCAUGUGCCAAGAAAUUAGAGGAGAUUCAUAUGGGACAUUGUGUAAAUCUGACUGAUGAGGCUGUAGAAGCUGUCCUUACUUACUGUCCUCAGAUCUGUAUAUUAUGCUUCCACGGAUGCCCCCUAAUAACAGAUCAUUCACGAGAAGUCUUGGACCAAUUAGUAGGCCCAAACAAACUAAAGCAAGUGACAUGGACUGUUUAUUGAUGUUUUUGAAGCUUAUCAAAGUUAUGAAAGCUUAUCCCAACUACUUUCCCAGGAAAUGGUUUAUAGAUAAUAGCUUUCCACUUAUUUUAUUCUUAUUUAAGCUGUAACUCUCAGAGAAUCAGCUAAAUCUCCGUAUGUAUGUGUUUGUGCUUUAAAGUUAAGAGACUCUUACAAAUUUUAAUACUGCUGUAAUAUAUUUGUAUUUGUUUGAUGAGACAUUGUCUUUGAAGUGCUAAUCCUAGUAGGAACUCUUACCUAUCUGAGGGGGGAGGAGGCUGGGUUUUGUUUCUUAAGUAACAAAGGUUCAAAUUAUCUGUUUUCCCUUGAGAUUUCCUUCUCUGUAGGUAUUGAACUCCUGUAUGAGAUAUUUACUGACAUGGAUAAACUUUAGGAGAAUUCUAAGUAAAGAUAUUUCUAAAAGCAUAUUUACCUUCCUAGUUACUUUCUGGCUCUUGCCUUCAUGAAGUAUUUAAAUGGCCACUUGCCAAAAGCAAAGCUGAACAUCAAGCUUGUGAAUUCUUCACGGAAACUUAUGUACUCUGUUUCAUUGAAAUAAAGUUAUGAUUUAUAGCAUUAAAGCUUAACUAUUCAGCAUACCAAUAUUCAAGGCCCUUGCAUCAUUACUUAUUUCACUGAUUUUAUGGCUACUCUUCCCAAAUAUGUUUUAUUCAUUUAUGAACUUUCUUCUUUAGCAAUACUGCAUUUAAAAGUGUGAUUACAUCACCCCUAAAUUUAGCCUGUGUCACUAGUACUUUCAUAAAGCCUUUUUAUUUUAGCCUGGCAUGGUAGAACAUGCCUAUAAAUCUCAACACUCAAGAGACGGAGACAGGAUUGUGACUUCAAAGCCAGUCUGGGCUACGUGGUGAGGCCUUGUCUCAAAAACAAGAGAAAGAUGCUGCACAGUGGAAUCAAGCCAGAGCUCCUAGUCAGCCACAUACCCCAAGGGCAAAGAACUGACCCUCUAGUGUUUUGUGUUGCUAAUCUGUGGUGUUCAUUCUGUAGGUUAGAUGUAUUAAUUGCAUUUGGGGUCUAAUUUUUGCUUUUGUGUUUUGUUUUGAGACAAUGUCUCACUGUGUAGCCCAAGUUAGCUUGGAACUGUGAUCUUCCUGUUUCUAACUCCUGAGUACUGGGAUUAUAAGUGUGUGCCACCAUAGCCAUUUUAAAUGAAUUUACAGAAUAUUUUCAACAUGCAAUAGAUUUAUCAAGACAUAUCCUCAUUAUAAGUCAAGGAACAUCUGUACUUGAAUUUUUUUGGUGGUACUGGGGUUUGAACUCAGGGCCUCCCAGCCCUUUUUAUUUUUUUGCGAUGGUUUUUUUCUAGAUAGGAUCUCAUGAACUAUUUGCCUGGGCUGGCUUUGAACAGAGACCCUCCUAUCUCUGCCUCCUAAGUAGCUAGAGUUAUUGGCACCCAGCUUGUCCUUGAAAUGUUAAAAGAAAAAAAUAAAAUCUAGAAUGUUGUACCAGUGAAAUUAUCUCUCAAAAGUACUGGAGAAAUAAAGACUUUCUUAGACAAACAAAAACUGAGAAUUGUAAAAAUAAGGUCUUAUGAGAGAAGUAUUUAUAGGCCAGAAACAUAAAUCUACAUAAAGAAAGGAAGAAAGGAAGCCAGGUAUGGUGGUGAAUGACUAUAAUCCCAGCACUUGGAAGGCUGAGACAGGGAGAUUGAA
Messenger RNA from Castor canadensis (American beaver), 2509 nucleotides. It is a transcript of the gene Amn1, whose product is annotated as antagonist of mitotic exit network 1 homolog. The record is from RefSeq and is a predicted model, not a curated record. Gene Ontology annotation, cellular component: SCF ubiquitin ligase complex. NCBI's taxonomy places the organism in Eukaryota, Metazoa, Chordata, Mammalia, Rodentia, Castoridae. Gene Ontology annotation, biological process: SCF-dependent proteasomal ubiquitin-dependent protein catabolic process. Gene Ontology annotation, molecular function: protein binding.